This is a messenger RNA of Cladocopium goreaui, 4137 nucleotides long. The record is from the annotation of a GenBank genome assembly. Lineage: Eukaryota; Dinophyceae; Suessiales; Symbiodiniaceae.
AUGGUGUACAGAGACCCAAGAGUCAUACAGCUGAGGAGAGAACCUAGUAACUGCCCUGUCAUACGUGACAAGCCUGAGGAGGUCUUUAAGCUUGCGAAGCUCUGGGACUCGCAUGGUCUUUUGGUCGCUCACUUUGACCAGUCCUUUGAGCAUAGACGAGGAGAACUGGUUCGGGUGUUUAGCGCCUUGAAGAACCCUACAUGUGACCGGCAGAUAGGAGACCAUCGUGGCCGCAACAGCAUUGAGGCAAGAGUGGUAGGACCUUCCAGGUGGCUUCCUGCUGGACCCGAUCUACAGGAUUUGGUCGUUGACCCUUCUACCCAAACUCUGUCGAUUUGCGCAACAGACCGGAGGGACUUCUACCACCAGCUUUGGGUCACUAGGUCCAGAGCGCUUUGCAAUACAGUAGGCCCAGGUUUGCCCACAGAGUGGCUUGAGGAGACACAGGUAUGGCCGCAGUUGUUAGGUUUGAUGCAGAAGCAAAGGUAUGACCGUCUCAGGGAUGGAGACCAGCUUGGUAUGCGAAGCCCAGGUCCCAGGAAAAGCAGAGGAGAGUUUGGGCAAUGUUGGGUCGCGUUUGGCAGUGUUUUUCAAGGGGAUCAUGCAGGAGUUGACCUGGCCACUGAAGGCCACACACAGCUGUUGAAGGAUGCAGGGCUCUUAGAUGAAGGUACUAGGUUGCAGUCGCAGUCUCCCCUUCGCUCGAGCAGUUUCGCUCAGGGCCUUUGCAUUGAUGACUACUUUUGCGUUUCGGUGGAGCCAGAAAACAGAGCUCGAGGGGCUUCUUUGUCAGAGAGGUUUCUUUUGGGUGCGAGGCAGAAGUAUGAGGAGCACAGCUUGCUAGGCAGCCCCGACAAAGAUGUAGUUGGAGAGGACGAGGCCAAGGUGAUUGGAGCCCAGAUGAACGCUUCAGCUAGAGCGAGGAGGUUGGGUUUGGUGACCUUAGGCGCGCCUUUGAAGAAGAAGCUGGCCCUCUCUUUCGUCACCCUGCAGCUGUGCGCUUUAGGAUACACCACUGAUGCACUUCACCUUUGUCUGGUUGGGGCCUGGGUUUCGAUGCUGAUGUAUCGCAGGCCCCUGAUGUCUAUACUUCGACAUGCCUUCAGUUUUGUGGAUGCUGCGCAUGUUGACCCCAUCAAGCCCAAGGUUGUGCGGCUUACACGCGCUCUGAAGGAUGAGUUGGUGAUGCUGGCGAUUUUGAUGCCCCUUGCAGUCACUGAAUUGUCGGCACCUUACCAUGACUGUUUGUAUGCAACAGAUGCCUCUUCCUACAGAGGGGCCGUCGUCAAGUGCCAGCCUAGCAAGGAGGUAGUUGAAGUUUUGUGGAAGUCAUGCAGGUCAAAAGGGUCCUACACCCGUUUUAGGUCCCAGCAUGAGAUACUGCUGCGCCAGUUGGGCAUUGGUGAGGAGGUAGAGGAGCACAUGCACGAAGAGCCAGUGAGACGCCCACUUGCUUUCCGUUUUGACUUCAUAGAGGUUUUUUCUGGAGCUUCUGGAAUCACGAAGUUGGUGGAGUCUUGGGGGUUCUCAGUGGGGCCCUGCAUUGACCUGUCUGAGAGCGAAGAGUAUGACCUCCGUUACUUACAUGUUGUGAGUUGGCUCACCCACUUAUGCGCCUCAGAACAGAUCAAAGGUUUCAUGCUGGAGCCUCCAUGCACCACUUUCUCAAUAAUGAGGAGACCGCAGUUGAGGAGCCUGGAGCAGCCUUUUGGCUUUGACCCUACAGAUGAUGCAACAGCUCUUGGAACACUUUUGGCGCAGAGGAGUUUUCAAAUGAUGCACAUCGGCCUCAUUAAUGAGGUCUCUGGCAUUCUGGAAACUACUUUCUCUUCAAGGAUGAGAGCACUGCCUAGCUACAUAGCACUCCGUGACCAUGAGGCUUCAGAUAUGCUGGCCCGGAGAUGCAAAUGUAAACAGAAGCAUGUGUUGGUGCAAGGGGCGUUCACAAAGGCCUCGGCCACAUAUACUCCCAAGCUUUCCUUGGAGCUGGCACGCACCAUCUGUCUGGCUAUGCUUGCGAAGCAGGAGGUCCUGGAGCUGGAGGAGUGCAGUGAGACCAAGGGCUUGGAGAAUCUUUUGGUGAACCAGACAGCCCUCACGGAGAAGUGGCAGACCCUGUUUUCAUGGAAGUUCAAAAAGUUGUCUCACAUCAACAUUUUGGAGCUCUCCUCCAUUUUGAAGCUUGUGAUGCACUUGGCAAAGGAAGCCUCGCAUACGAGAGUUGUGGCCUUGACCGACUCGCUGGUGGUGCGGGGAGCAGUUUCGAAAGGUAGGACUUCCUCAAAGGGUCUUGGAGCUGUUUUACGGAAGAUUUGCUCUUGCGUGACGGCAGCUGGCAUCUACCUUACGGUGCCUUUUGUGCCAACACGUCUCAAUGUAGCGGACGACCCCACCAGAGAAGUUUCCCUCAGAGAACCAGCUGGGGAGAGGGUCCUAGCCAACACAGAAGAGCUUUUUGAGAUGGCAUGUUUCCCUCCAAUGCGACGAUGGGCGGCAAACUGGACUAGGCUAGAUUGGGAGAGUCGAGGAUUACAAAGCGUUGGCAUGAGAGGCAGUUUGAGUUUGAUAGCACCUUGGGUUUUCCUGGAGAAGGUCCUGCAGAGCCCUGGGAGGAGGUCCUGGAUUUUGCUUUUAGUUAGUAGUGCUCAAGCCAUGCCGCUUUUUCCUCGAAAUUCUGGCGACACUGCGCGAGCCUCUGCUAGAGCUCUCCGGGAGCAACCCACAGUGACGCGGCCAGUUUUACCAGUUACACUGGCCCUGAGAGAGAAGCAUCAAGCCGUUUUCAGUACGUGGCUGGCAGAAAAUGAGAUUGACUUUGACCUCAUGCUGCAAAGACACUACGAAUGCAUUGACGAGAUCAACAUGGUUUUAGUACGGUUUGGGAAGGCACUUUACGCUGCUGGUAGGCCGUACAACCACUACUUGGAGACUAUAAACCUGGUGGUGUCUAGAAAACCUUUGUUGAGACGCAUGCUUCAGAUGGCAUGGGACUACGCGUUUAGCUGGGUGAAACAAGAGCCGUCGGCUCAUCAUGUGGCCAUGCCCUUUCAGGUUUUGUUAGGAUGCAUCUCAGUCGCGAUUCUCUGGGGCUGGGACAAAGUGGCUGGAGCUCUAGCGCUGAUGUGGGGCGCACUGCUAAGAGCGGGUGAGUUUCUGGCAGCUUUUCGUUCACAGCUAUCACUACCGAGAGAUGCUCAGUUUUCAGUCAAUUUUGCUCUGGUGUCAAUACCAGAGCCAAAGACAAGGCUGACUGCUGCGCGGCAUCAAGUCGCAAAACUGGACAUACCUGAUCUGAUAGGCGUGGUUGAUAUGGCUUUUGGAUCUUUGAAGCCUGAGCAAAAGCUCUGGCAAGGGAGCGGUCAAACUUUGAGGAACAGACUGAAGCAGAUUCUUUGUGCUCUUCAUUUGCCGGUGACCAAAACACUGCAGCUGAAACCACUGGAUCUUGGCUCCUUGCGCUCCGGAGGUUUGGAUAGAAGGCGCUCCGGCCGAAAGGGUGUGCUGACUUUGCCCGGCCCGGCCUUGCCCAAACAUUUGCGACUCACUGGGUUGGUGGAACGUUUGAAACACAUCUUUUCGGAGAAACCCGUAGAGAUCCCAGAUGAUGCUGCAGUGGUGGCGGAAUUACCCAGGCCAGUGGUGGUACCCAGUGCAGAGAAGAAAUCGCAUGGCCCAUGUCGGGGUUUGGUGACUGCAAGGGAGGUCCGACGUCAUGUUGGCGAAUCGCAACCCCUCCAAGCAGUCCUUGAGCCUGACGAUGUGGCCGAUGUGGUACCUCCACCUCCACCUCCACCAUUUUCUUUGCUCCCCUCCUGGGAGCCAGUGACACUGGAAGCAUUGGAUGCAGAGGAAGAAAAUGCAGAGAGAGGGGAUGCAGAUGUGGCGCCAAGCAGUUCGGCGGCGAGCCCCAAGUCGCCGGGCAGCCCACUGGUCGUGCCUUUGGGCCGCGAAGCCGCGUGGAGUGGUUGGAGGCACCUGCCCACAAGCGUGGAGGUUGCAGAGAGGCCUCCAGAGCUCCCGGAGCUCGACCUGCCGGAUGCAUCGGAGGCGGCCGACGAAUCGCUGAGUCCCGGAAGCAGCUGCCAGGGCGGGGCAAAUGCGAGGGACGAAGGCCACGUCCCGCUUGGGUGGGGAUAA